Rhipicephalus sanguineus (brown dog tick) is the source of this 2953-nucleotide messenger RNA. RefSeq names its product lipid droplet-associated hydrolase. The transcript is spliced from 5 exons. The record is from RefSeq and is a predicted model, not a curated record. Gene Ontology annotation, biological process: lipid storage. Gene Ontology annotation, cellular component: lipid droplet. Lineage: Eukaryota; Metazoa; Arthropoda; Arachnida; Ixodida; Ixodidae. The coding region runs from base 127 to 1065 and encodes 312 amino acids. Gene Ontology annotation, molecular function: lipase activity.
CUUGGUCACGGCCGCUGACGGCCGUCUCCGACGGUGAACCGUGGUUUCCAUUCAUAGUUCAUUCAAACCGAUUUCCAUAGCCUGAACACGUUCCUUCUCAUCGCAGUGCCGCAUCAGUCGCGCACGAUGGCAAAGAGACAAGCUACCAAGGUGCGCUACGAAUACAUGACGGUGAACGGCGUUCCGACAAAAGUUGUACAAGUGGGAAAGACUGACCUUGGCCCCAGCUGCCAGGAGCCGCUUUUGAUAUUCAUCCCAGGGAACCCAGGAAUUAUUGAAUACUACGAAGACUUUCUCACUGAAAUAUAUGACCAUUUUGACGGCAGACUUCAUGUUUGCGGACUUUCACACGCGGGGCACGACGAUGUUGUCACCAAGCGCUCUGCACCUUCACCGAAAGAGCACUGGCGGCUGUAUGGGCUGUACGGGCAAAUCAGGCAUAAAGUGGAAUUUGUCAGGAGUCAUGCGACAGGCAACCGUGCUGUAUUCCUGGCUGGCCACUCAAUCGGGGCCUACAUGGUGCUUCAGGUGCUCGAGGAGCUCAAGGAACUCAACGUGAAGCGGUCAUUCCUCCUCUUCCCGGUGAUCGAGCGGCUCUCUGAGACGCCCAAUGCCUGUUCGCUAUUGUGGGACGCUCGGCUGCUGAGGCUCCUGAGCUGGCUUGUCGUGUUGCUCCUCAUGGUGCUUCCAGAGGCGGUCAAAUCACUUCUGGUCUCUUGGUACUGCCUGAGUUUGCCGCCGGCCAUACGCCAACGUUCGGCCAAAGCCACGUUGGUGCUCUUUGAGCCAACAGUUUUUCGACUGGUGAUGGACAUGGCUCACGAAGAAAUGCAAACGCUGGUAGAGAGGGACGAUGAGUUCAUCGGAGCGCACAUGGAGCGGCUGACUUUCUACUACGGCUGCAGUGAUGGCUGGUGCCCCGUGCGCUUCUAUCGGGACAUGAAGGAGACCUUCCCGAACGGUGACAUCACUCUCUGUAGCCUCAACAUAAAGCAUGCGUUCGUGCUGGACCGUACAGCCGAGAUCGCUGCCUUCAUCUCGAACAGGAUAAAGAACAGCUUGUGAUGCCGCUUCCGAAAAGCCCACCCUUGCGAUCAUGCCUCUGCGGUGACAUUUUAUUCUUGCCAUAAUAAUUAUACGACGUGGUUUUCUGAAGGCCUGUCAUUGUUAUCAUGCCCUUUUUGCGGCGUUUUGUUUUUGUGUCAUUAAAAAGGCAAAAUGCUCAACGGCAUUAUAAACUAUAGAUUUAUUUGUGCUGUUGCAAUAAUUUUUUUUCUUCUUGAAGUCAAGUACAAAUUUCCUGCUUCUUGCCAUGUUUACGCUUGUUUCUCCAUGUUUCUCCGGACCAAACAUUUCAUCACUGCUUUGCGUUAUGCUCAGUCCAUACGUCUUCAAAUUAAUGUGGUGCUUGCAUAAGCAGUGUGACCAUUUUUAGAAACUAACAAAUGUUAUAGGUAGAUGAAAGAUUUUGUGUACGUGUAAUUUUAAUAACUCUGAGAGUGAAAAAAGGUAAUCAUCUUACGACAGUGUACUAUUGCCAUAUUCUAACAAAUGUACGACUUGACCAUCGGACCAGGGCCGACUUUCUGGGGUUUUAAGGUAUUGACGUCGAGAUGAAAUGCGCAGUUUGAUCUGUAUGUUGUGUGCAAGAACUACAGCUAAAGGCAACAAGUAUGCAAGUGACACAUUGUGGUAUGCGUGAAAAGCUGUAAAAUGUAUGAAACAGCUUAUAGGUACCUCUAAAACAGUUGCUGUAAGUUGACUUAUUCACGACACUAUCAUUGCGUGGACCUUGACUCAUUAAAUCACGUCUCUGACUUAUAUGCAAGCCUGGUGUGUAAAAAGUCCAUUUGCGGGAUAUUAGUUGAAGUCUGUACAUAGUUGGCUUUUCUCCAUAACUUGGAUGCAUGGUGAUGAUUAUACUGGUUCAUUCUUUUUAUUUUUUGUAUAUAAAAGCUUGAAAUGCACUCAUAGUGUUGUUCACAACUUAACGUAGGCCAUCCUUCUAAGUAUUCAAUAAGAGAAAAAGCAAUUAUGUGAUACUUGUGAAAAAUAUGGUGUUGCUCAAAUACCUGUUUUGUUUGUGUGGUUGUUUGUGGCCCGUGAACUGCUGUUACAAAAUUUAUCGUGUGCAACAAGAAGUUUUGUUCGCUUGUGUACUUGUGUAUAAGCAUUUUCAUUCUCUAGGCUCACAAAAACAGGCGUACUACAUUUGUUUCUGCGCAGACUUUUAGCAUUACUGGCCAGAACUAUCAUUGGCACAUGCUAGAAUUAUGCAUGUUUACAUGGUGCCAGAGGCGUGCGCAGGGUUCCCCUUUAGGGGGGGGGCAAAGGUUCAUCGCAGCGCCCCCCCCCACCCUACUAAGUCAAUGUAUGGGGCAGAUUUUGCGCCCCCCCCCCAACUUAGGUGACUGCAAGGGUCAAUGUACAGGGCAGAUUUUGCGCCCCCCUUCUUAGGUGAUUAGGGGGGGCGGCCGCCCCCCCUGCCCCCCUGUGCGCACGCCUAUGCAUGGUGCUAUGUGCCAGUAAGUUUUCACCACAGUGUGAUGGAAGUAGUCAUGCCUGGACUCUUAUGAGACAAAUGGUAAAUUUGGUGUUUUAUUUGUAACGACUUGCUGGAUACCUGUUGCCAUUGACCCUUAAGUACAGCACACUGUACCUUUCUUCUACCUGCAAUCCAUGUAGCAAUGUUAUUGAUUCACUGUGAUAUCAACAUCUAUUGUUUAUGCAUUGUCUAGUCUGCCAGAAAUAGUAUUACCAUUAGCCAGUCUUAUACCUUUUUCUGUUUGCUGUAAUGCUGAGAAUAUACCAGUAUUUUAAUGCUUGAGUUCUGUGUGGUACUCUAAGUUUUGUUUUUGUUGUCUAAAAAUUGUAGAAGUUGUGUGCUGUUGCGUGCCUAGUCUCCGUGUUUACUAUGUUUCAAUUGUUGACAAUACACUGUUUUUAAAACUUA